UCCAAAAAACAAAUUUUAUGAAGAUGUUAUUGUAAUUUUAAUACUACUAAUAUACUUAUAAUCUGAUAAUCCUGCAGACGAGCUUCCGUCGAUCCUCGCCGGAUUCUGAAAGACUUUGUCGUGGGGAGGGCAGUGAAGUUUUCAAAAUAGUGUGUAAUAUUAAAUUAUUAGGCCAUACGAUUAAGAAACGCUUAAAAUGAAAGGUGCCUGGUGAGGGGAUGCGCCCCGCGCCGCGCUGACGGGAGGAGAUGAUGUGGAGCGUAGCGACUCUCUGCCGGGCGAGCCCCGCGCUGCUCAGGGGCUUGGGGCGGGCGCAGGGCAGACUGGUGCGGGGCGCCCGGCAGGCCAGGCAGGCCGCGGGUCGCGGGCGCUCUCCGGGGAGCUCCGCCCUCCUCGGCUGCUCCGUCGUAGCCGCCUCGGCCUCCUGGGGCACCGGGCUGGUGGCGGCCCGCUGCGACGCUCCCGCUCCCGAGGUCCCGAAGCCGGCCCCUCCCCUGCCCGCGUCCACUGAGGGAGAGCCGGCGUUCGACUGGAGGAGGUUCCUGGAGUACCUGCGCCCUCACGUCUGGCUGCUGUCGGCUGCCGUGGCCGGAGCGUUCGUGGUGGCCAUCCUGAACAUAGAGAUCCCUCGGCUCGUGGGUGGGGUCGUGAACGUCGUGGCGAAGAUGGUGCGCGGGGAGGACUCCGCGUCGUUUGCAGACGAGAUGCGCGGCCCUGUGAAGCGUCUGCUGGCCAUGUACUCGUUGCAGGCGGCGUUCACGUUUGUGUACAUCUACGUGUUGUCGUGCGUGGGGGAGCGUGUGGCCGCACGCAUGAGGCAGGACCUGUUUGCGGCGGUCAUGCGGCAGGACCUGUCGUUCUUCGACCAGCAGCGCACCGGCGAGAUCGUCAACCGGUUGACUACAGACGUCCAAGACUUCAAGAGUUCAUUCAAGCUGUGUAUUUCCCAGGGCCUACGUAGCAUCACACAGAUUGUGGGCUGCGCGGUGUCGCUGUUCGUCAUCUCCCCGGAAAUGACCUACGCCAUGCUGACCUUCGUGCCUCCCAUCAUCGUCGCAGGCACGGCCAUCGGCUCCUUCCUGCGCACCAUGUCGAGGAAGGCCCAGGAACAGGCGGCGGUCGCGACGUGGGUGAGCGAGGAAGCAGUCAGCAACGUGCGGACGGUGAGGGCCUUCGCGAUGGAGGCGGAGGAGUGCGAGGCCUUCAGUCGGCAGACGGAGGAGAGCCGGCGACUGAACGAGCGUCUGGGCCUCGGCAUCGGCCUCUUCCAGGCGGGCACCAACCUGUUCCUGAACGGCAUGGUGCUGGGCACGCUGUGGGCGGGCGGGCGGCUGCUGGCGGCCGGCCAGGUGUCCCCCGGCGACCUGAUGGCGUUCCUGGUGGCUGCCCAGACCAUCCAGCGCUCCCUGGCGCAGGCCUCGCUGCUGCUGGGGCAGGUGGUGCGGGGGCUGGGCGCCAGCGCUCGGGUCUUCCAGUUCAUGAACUUGCAGCCGACCAUGCCUCUGACAGGUGGCAAAGUUAUUCCCUACCACUCGCUGAUGGCAGAUGUAGAGUUCAAGAAUGUCACCUUUGCCUACCCUACGAGGCCAGGACAGGUGGUUCUGAAGAACUUCAACCUCCGUCUCUGCCCGGGCAAGACGGUGGCGGUUGUGGGGGCGUCUGGAAACGGAAAGUCCACAAUUGCUGCUCUUCUCGAGAGGUUCUACGACGUGGACGAGGGCAGCAUCACGCUCGACGGGGUGGACCUGCGAGCCCUGGACCCCUCGUGGCUGCGCGGCCGCGUCAUCGGCAUCAUCCACCAGGAGCCGGUGCUGUUCGCGACCUCCGUCGCCGAGAACAUCCGCUACGGGCGGCCGGGCGCCUCCGACCAGGAGGUGGCGGAGGCCGCCAAGGUCGCCAACGCGGAUGAGUUCAUCCGCGCCUUCCCCCGCGGCUACGAGACGGUGGUGGGCGAGCGCGGGGCCACCGUGUCCGGGGGGCAGAGGCAGCGGAUAGCCAUCGCCCGGGCGCUGCUCAAGAGACCGUCCAUCCUCAUACUGGACGAAGCAACCAGUGCGCUGGACGCAGAGUCGGAGAGGGCCGUGCAGGAGGCCCUGGAGCGAGUGUCGCGCGGCUGCACGGUGCUGGUCAUCGCCCACAGGCUGAGCACGGUGCAGGGCGCGGACGUCAUCGUGGUGCUGGACCACGGGGUCGUGGUCGAGAUGGGAGACCAUGAGUCUUUGAAGAAGAAAAAAGGGUUUUACUGGAAUCUGAUCAGACAACAAGAAAAUAACGAGAGAUCUUUGUGAUGGUCAUUUCGUACGGUACUGCGUGAUAAUGUUGCAGUAUGGUAAAUAUAAAGUUUCUGAAUGUUUCUAGUAUUCAGUUAUUGCUAAAUCUAUUUGAAAACCAAAAUUAACAUUAAAUAUGUACGGGAGUACAUGUACUUACUUUCAACGAGCAAAUAGAAUAUUGCUUGCAAAUUAUCGAUGCCAUUUUUGUUACUGAUAAGUAGGGACAUGCAUUUAUCACAUUUGCGAUAACGCGAUGUUUUACGCGAAUUUCGGGAAUUAUUUUUCUGGAGAAACAGUGAUUUUUCACUUUUUAUAAAAUACUGGAAAUUCUCUUCCAAAAACUUUUAAUACUGCGAUAUUGCCAUUUGUCAGAAAGUGACUUGCUGAUGGUGGGUCCACAUAUGCUCCAGGGGGAGGUUGGUUUCUCCAAAUGCCUCUGGCUGCCUCGUAACAAUAUAAGCAACAAAGAGCUUCAUUAUUUUCAUACAUUAGAUACAGUAACUGUAUUGGUUAAUAUUUCAGAACCUUCAUAUAUAUUGUUGUUCAAGAAGAGAUGCACUCAAAGUGACAAUUACAGAUGUUUUAAUGUCUUGUGAAAGAUAGUUUAAAGUAUGUUACUUAUGGAUUGGAUGUAUUGAAGUAGAUAGUGAUAAAUCAAAAUAUCUUAUGCAGUAGUAAAUAGUUUAAUUCUAAUUACAUAGUAAAGGAAUAAUAAAGUUUGUUGAUUUUCAAAAAAAAAAAAAAA
Messenger RNA from Bacillus rossius redtenbacheri, 3018 nucleotides. Its product is annotated as mitochondrial potassium channel ATP-binding subunit. Gene Ontology annotation, cellular component: mitochondrial inner membrane. Gene Ontology annotation, biological process: oligopeptide export from mitochondrion. The transcript has 14 exons. Gene Ontology annotation, molecular function: ATP hydrolysis activity; ABC-type oligopeptide transporter activity; ATP binding. NCBI's taxonomy places the organism in Eukaryota, Metazoa, Arthropoda, Insecta, Phasmatodea, Bacillidae. The record is from RefSeq and is a predicted model, not a curated record. Bases 249 to 2288 code for a protein of 679 amino acids.